AAACGCAAACCAGUAGAACCAGUCAGGCUGCAAGGAAAAAAAUUAGGGCUUAUUGUCUGUGCAAGUUCACCCACACUGCUCACUCCUGUCUCCAGAUGACCGUCUCCUGAUCGCGACCUAAACUGAGCUCCAGGAGCCCAGGAAGAGACACAGGGCAGUCCUCCAGCCCACAAGAGGAGCAUCCUGCCCGAGGAGAGAUGCCAUUGGUACCCAGGAGAUGCUGGGGGCUGCUCCAGCCCCGUGCAUGAGAGCAGACAUCCCAGGAACCCUGUGCCCCAAACUGCAGCCCUCAUCCCACCCUGAGCAUCGAGGGAUGCAGAGAGCAGGCUGAAACCUGAAUAAUUUGAAGCAAAGGGACAUCCUAGCACUGGACACAGGUGUGGGACUCAGCCCUGAACAUGACCACAGAGAGUUUUGCAGAGUUCCUGAACAAGCUCAAGGAAAUCCAUGAGAAAGAGGUGCAAGGUCUGCACAGCAAGGUGACAGAGCUGACGACAGAGAAGUGCCGCGAUGCUCAGAGAAUUGAAGAGCUGUUUGCUAAAAAUCACCAAUUAAGGGAACAACAGAAAGUCCUUAAAGAAAAUGUAAAGGUGUUAGAAAACAGGCUGCGAGCUGGUCUUUGUGACAGAUGCAUGGUCACCCAGGAGCUGGCCAAAAAGAAGCAGAAUGAGUACGAGACCUCUCAUUUCCAGAGCCUGCAGCACAUCUUCAUCCUCUCAAACGAGACCAAUCGCCUGAGGGAGGAGAACAAAACUCUCAAGGAAGAACUGAAGAGGCUCCGGAGCCUGGAGGACAGGACAAAGACCCCAGGAGUCUCCUCCAGAGAAAGCUGCCCCACACCAAGCUCGCCUUUGACUUUACUGUCCCCAGUGAGCAGGAAUGCCAGCACAGAGAAAGCAGAGCACAGGGAAACAGAAGAAGCCCACCAGGAUGUGCCUGACCUCAAGCUCAGUGAAGAAAAGCCUCCAGAGAAGCUCCAGAGAAGCUCUCCAAGCAACAGGACUUCUCCAGGCACUGUCCUCCAGGAAGUCAGCCUUGCAGAAAUGGCGUCCCAGAGGAUUUCCAACCAGCUGCAUGGAACCAUUGCCCUGAUGAGACCUGGCUCCAGACCCUGCCUCCUGGAAAAGAGUCCUUCAGGGGCAGCAGUGUCUCCUCCAGCGAGGAAGACUCCUCUCCCUCCGGAGCGCGAGCACAGCCCCAGCCUCGAGGCUUAUUUAACAGCAAGCAAACUGGACUCCCCCAAGGUUGCUCCGUCCUACGAAAAUCUAAAACUGAGCGCCCGGAGGGAGCAGCUCUGCCUCCUGCACAAGCACCUUUCCCUGCACCAGCUGGGGCUGGGCAGCCCCUGCGGCCCGGGUGAGCGGGACGGCGGCGGCUUCCCCGGCCACCCGCUCCGGAGCAGCGCUGCCGAGGGCAGGACGCGCUCCCGGGACGGCUGGGAGGAGCACGCAGCCCUGCUGAAGCUCCCUGCCACCAUGGUGUACGUGAGGGACCAGCAGCUGGAGGAGAAGCUGCAGCUCCUCAAGCACCGGGAGCGGCUGCAGCAUCUCCUCCUGCAGCAGUGCCAGCCGGGCCAGCGCGCAGACGGCGACACGAAGCUGUCCCCCGGGGAGCGGCCGCUGUCCCCGUGGCUGGGCAUCGCGGCAGGCUGCAAGGAGGAGAGGUUCUUCCUGGAGGAUGCUGCGGAUGGCAGGGAGGAGAAGGAGCUUUGGCGGAGGCGGGAGCGCUCCGAGCUCCGAGCGAAGGUGAAGGAGGCGAGGGACGAGGAUGCGGACGCGCCGCUGGAUCUGUCCGACUGUGGCCGCGGCAGGGACACGGAGCGGCCCCGCCGCCGGGAGCUGCGGGGCUGCGGCAGCCCCGGGGACGGGGGACACAGGGCACACAGGGACGACCUGCGCUGCCCCUACCACUGGCCCAGUGCCACCCGGCCGCUGCCUGGUGCUGCCAAGGAGGAGGAGGAGGAGGAUGCAGCUGUGCUCACGCUCUCACGGGCAUAUGUGACAAACAACUCCUCACCAGAGACCAUUCCUGAGGCUGGGAUGAGACAGAAUGUCAGUGCACAGAAGGGAGAAGCAGAUGACAAUGAUGCCGAGUCUGUGAAGCAAGAAUCCGAUGAGCCAGACACGACGGACAGCGAGGAGAAAUAUGAAGAUGAGAUCCUACCAGAAGCUGAGGCUGACGGGAAAUACGUUUGCACCAAAGACAAAGUUCCUGUGCAGCAGAGGAAGAGAAAAAGAGGACAGGAUCUCUGGAUAAAAGGAUCUAAGAAGUCAAUGAGAGGAAAAAAGAAGAUCAAAGUGGAGCAAUGCCCAGUGGGGAUCACAAAGGAACUGGAGAAUUGCUCUGCUUCCCACACUGAUCCUUCCAAGGAGAGUUAACAGCAGGGCAGGAUGGAGCAACUGCAGACCAAAGGAGAGGACUCAGAGACCUCAGAAUCCCACCCACGCUGGGAGAAUCCUCCUGUCAUGCUGGGCCAGGCUGUGGGGAAUUCAUAAGGACUCGUUUAUGAGCACAGCACCCUGAAACUCCUCACUCAAUGCCACAGGAGAGGCUGGGCAAGGAUGAGCCAUGCAGGUGACACCUGGAGGAGCCCCACAGUCAGUGACCCCAGCCCUGUGCCAGAGCAGACCCUCAGACUGGAGCUAGGAAGAGGAGAUGUCUCUUUGCAACCCUCACCCUGCAUCAGAACCUUGUUCUUCCCUGGGAUUUCACUUGGAGAAAGGACUACCAGACCCCUCUCCUCAUGAAGGAUGUCCCAGUGGCUGGCUGAGGGGUGGUGACCAAACCAAACCCUGCAGAGCCCCAUGCACAAACCUGCUUCAAUUAAAUUCCCACCCAGGUUUCAUACACAUGUGGAUUCUUGUCUGACCUGGAGAAAGUCCACAGUUUUCUUCUCUAGUUAAGUGAGGAGCAGGUACAUGGGCAGACAGAUGGGAUGAGUCCCUGGACAGAGCAGGGAGAAGAGCACGGGAAGGGAGGGUUUGGGUGCUCCCUCUCCCCAGUGUGUCCUGCAUUGCCUGGAAAAGGUCAGUGUGUGAGACCCAGCUGUAGCUCACAGCAGAGCACCCGCUUGGCAGUUCAUACUGACCCUGGCAGGAUUGCUGGGAGCUAUUUUUCACGUGGAUAAACUGUUCUUAGUAAUUUUUUUUUUUUUUUCUGAUGGAAUGAGAUGGGAAGAGCUGCUGUGAGCAUCCCUGCUCACAGCAUUGAUCCAGGAGCCAGGCUGGGUUGUUCCUGGCACACAGGUGGAGAACAGGGACAAAACAGACCAGCACAGAAGUGCCAGAGCAAAUUCCUGCUGUGGUGUACCCC
Prinia subflava (tawny-flanked prinia) is the source of this 3312-nucleotide messenger RNA. RefSeq names its product RBBP8 N-terminal like (gene RBBP8NL). The record is from RefSeq and is a predicted model, not a curated record. The transcript has 15 exons. The coding region runs from base 399 to 2378 and encodes 659 amino acids. Lineage: Eukaryota; Metazoa; Chordata; Aves; Passeriformes; Cisticolidae.